CCAAUCGUACUCUUUCAUAUGUACUAAUCCUUCGUGCGGUGCCAUCUUGUCGAUACGAUGAUGCUAGCUACAUACAUAGGUCCAUUAUGCAUCUGUUAUGCACUCGGUAUGUUGCUUCCCGCCUCUCAUAAUAUCGCAUCUAGGUAUCACGAUUAUUGCGGAUUGGCUGUGGAAUUUAGUAGAUUAUAGACUACUAAAUUUAGAGGUAGACGAUUUGUGGAGACCAAACAUUUCUAGUUACAGUAAUAUCAGAAACUUUUCGCCAUCCAAAACCUCCGUCUCAAAUUUGUCACAGCUACAACAAAACAACUCCCGGACCACAAAUUUGCACCGUUACCAACUUCCACUCUCAACCGAAUAAUCGGCGAAGCGGGAGCAAAAAAAGAAACAUGUCGGAUAAAAACACCACAUCCCAAGAGUUUACCUCCUAUUACCUGCAGCAAAGCACCAAGGAGUUCGCAGAGGACCUAGACAAGGUCCGCAACGCCGACGACUUUAAAGGCGAUGCGGUAGCCAUGCUCGUCAAGUCCCUACAGCAAGGCACGUCUCUAUUCUCGGCUGCCGACCAAGAGAGAAUACUGAAGGCGCGAAAAUCUGGGGAAGACAAAUGAAUGCGAAGGAGAUAUUCGGUUUUGAGGAACGAGAUUAUUUAGGAGGAACACACUAUUAACCUAGAUGGUGCUUAUUUAAAUCUAAUCGAGUCAUGAUUGUGUAAAAAGUUGACAGGUCCCUUUUCUACGGAGGGGUGAUACGUACCUAUGUAUAUAGUAGGUAAUUCACUCGAUUAGCAGCAAUUAGCAGCAAUUAGUAGCAAUUCAGCAACCUGCCUUUGCGCCCGUACA
This is a messenger RNA of Daldinia loculata, 842 nucleotides long. RefSeq names its product ribosome-assembly protein 3-domain-containing protein. Gene Ontology annotation, cellular component: preribosome, large subunit precursor. The transcript has 2 exons. Gene Ontology annotation, biological process: ribosomal large subunit assembly. The record is from RefSeq and is a predicted model, not a curated record. NCBI's taxonomy places the organism in Eukaryota, Fungi, Ascomycota, Sordariomycetes, Xylariales, Hypoxylaceae. The coding region runs from base 390 to 611 and encodes 73 amino acids.